AUGAUGGAAUGCUGGAAAACCGUUCUAGAUAAGGCGAUGGAUGCAGUAAGAGACGUUCAUCCAAGUCCGUACAAUCUCGACGGCAUGUACGAGCCAAUCCGUCAAACUUUGGAUUUCCAUCAUAUUGAGCAAAUCAAUACAAUGGUGUUCCAUUUCCGCGAGUUGUCUCGUGAAGUGACUUCUCAUCUUGGAGUCAUUCCAAACACUGUGAUCCGGGAGCUUCGCAGUCUCAAUCAACGUAUCGUUGAUACGAUCGAGCUCAUGGAAAGCGACAUGGUUCGCAACGAACGUGCUCCAUACGAGGCAAAACUGGGUUUCUACCGUCAGGAGUAUCUGGACAUGACUGUUCACUUAAAAGAUUUGGUCAACAUUCUUCACAACGUUCAACCACAACCACAAGUCACUCCCACUGAGCAACCAUAA
Molecule: messenger RNA, 423 nt
Organism: Caenorhabditis remanei
Lineage: Eukaryota; Metazoa; Nematoda; Chromadorea; Rhabditida; Rhabditidae
Exons: 4
Coding region: 1-423 (140 amino acids)
Source: RefSeq, a predicted model, not a curated record